GCGGAGAUUAGCGAAAGAACACUUGCUAAUGAAUCUAUGAUACGUAAAAAACGUGGUAGACCACUUGGUUCAAGAGAUUUGAAACCAAGAAAAUUUAAACAACAAGUUGUAGUUUGUGAUGCCAAAGAAGUUCAACCUUCUCAAGAAGAAAAUGAACAUUUUGAAAAUAUCGGCCUUGAAGAUAACAUCAAUAAUAAUGAUACCUCAAAAGAGGAUCCAAUCACCUUCGAAGAGGUAAAUAUUCCAGAUAAAGAUAGAAACGUCGAUAAUUUUGAAAUUUCAAUUAAUUACGUUUCUAAUGGAAUACAAUGGAAUAGAAAUGAUAUUGAUGUUAAUGAUAUAUUUUCAUAUGCCAUCGCCACAGAUAUAAUGAAUGAACACGAUGACAAUGAGCCUAAAUCUAUUGACGAAUGUCGUCGUAGAAAUGAUUGGCCAAAAUGGAAUGAAGCAAUUCAGGUAGAAUUAAAAUCGCUAGAAAAGCGUAAUGUUUUUGGACCAAUUGUCCAUACGCCAAAAGGCGUAAAACCUGUCGGUUUUAAAUGGGUUUUUGUGCGUAAACGCAACGAGAAAAAUGAAAUCGUUAGAUACAAAGCCCGACUUGUUGCCCAAGGUUUUUCUCAAAUGCCAGGAAUCGAUUAUGAUGAGACGUAUUCUCCAGUAGUUGAUGCUACAACUUUAAGAUUUUUAAUUGGCAUGUCUGUUUUUGAAAGGCUGCAAAUGCGCCUAAUGGAUGUGGUGACCGCAUAUUUAUACGGUUCACUCGAUACAGACAUAUAUAUGAGAAUUCCUGGAGGCUUUAAAAUACCUGAUGCUUAUAGCUCGAAAUCUCGAGAUUUAUUUUCCAUAAAAUUGCAAAAGUCAUUAUAUGGAUUAAAACAAUCUGGACGCAUGUGGUAUAACCGUCUCAGUGAAUAUUUGAUUAAAGAAGGGUAUAAAAAUGAUCUUAUUAGUCCAUGUGCUUUCAUUCAGCGAUCCAAAUCAGGAUACGCCAUAAUUGCAGUAUAUGUUGAUGAUUUGAAUAUAAUCGGAACUCCUAAUGAAAUUGAAAAUACUGCAAAAUAUCUCAUGAAAGAAUUUGAAAUGAAAGAUCUUGGGAGAACAAAAUUUUGUCUCGGCAUUCAAAUUGAACAUUUGAGAAAUGGUAUUUUCAUCCACCAAUCAAAUUAUACCGAGAAACUUUUGAAGCGAUUUUACAUGGAUAAAGCACAUCCGCUCAAUUCUCCAAUGGUGGUUCGAUCUCUCAAUGUGCAUGAUGAUCCUUUCCGACCUUGUGAAGAUGAUGAAGAAAUUCUUGGUCCCGAAAUACCAUAUUGGAGCAUUAAUGUAUUUGGCUAAUAAUACUCGACCAGAUAUUGCUUUUCUGUAAAUUUAUUAGCCAGGUACAGUUCUUCCCCAACAAGAAGGCAUUGGAAUGGUGUCAAACAUAUAUUCCGAUAUCUCAAUGGUACAAUCGAUCUUGGAUUGUAUUUCAAGAAUGGUGCAAAUGCCACUUUAAUUGGCUACGCGGAUGCAGGAUACUUGUCUGAUCCACAAAAGGCAAAAUCACAAACAGGAUAUUUAUUCACCUAUGGUGAUACCGCUAUAUCAUGGAGAUCAAUGAAGCAAACAUUAAUUGCAACAUCAUCAAAUCAUGCAGAAUUAAUUGCUCUUUAUGAAGCAGGUCGUGAGUGUGUCUGGUUUCCAGCACAUACAAAAUGAAUGCGGUAUAAAAUCUUUUACUUCUAAUCCUACUGUGAUUUAUGAAGAUAAUACAGCAUGUAUAGCUCAGAUCAAAGGAGGUUACAUCAAAGGGGACAGAACAAAGCAUAUAGCACCAAAACUUUUCUCCACACAUGAUCUUGAGAAAGACGGAACGGUUGAUGUCAAACAAAUCAAGUCAUGCGACAACCCUGCUGAUUUGUUCACAAAGUCAUUGACACCGAAAAAAUUUGAAGAACUGGUCCAUAAAAUUGGAAUGUAUCGUCUUCGAGAUGUAUGUUAAAUUGAGGGGGAGUAAUAUAAUGCACUGCACUCUUUUUCCCUUCGUCAGGUUUUUAUCCCACUGGGUUUUUCUUGACAAAGGUUUUUAACGAGACAGUACAUUAUAAUACUAUGAAACUAAUACCCCAGAAUAAUUAGAAGAUGACCAUUCAAGGGGGAGUGUUGAAAUAUUAUUGAAUUAGUCAUCUUCCAACUAUUCCUGAUUAGGAAUUAUUAUCACCAUUAUAUAAAUAAUCAGGAAAUCAUAAUUAUGAUUCUAGAUGAUAAUUGUGUGGUUCACAAUUAUCCUCUAAUCCUAUGAAGCUUAGUUUUUCUCCUAUAAAUAGGAGGCUUCUCCAUUGUAAUUAACACAACACCAUGGUUACACCAUUAUCACACUUCUAAUAACAUCUUUCUCACUAAGUAUUCAGACUAUACUUUCUCUCCCUGAUCUUCUGCUUAUUUCCUUCCAUAUUAUAACAAUACUCAAAUUGUUUCUCCAUUUUCAUUCUAUUCUUUUCUUAAUCUUCCUCGUUCCUUCCACCCUCAUUCAUUACAACUUUCUCCACUCUCCAAUUUCCUUUCCAAAUUGGAGUUAGUCAACAAUGACUUCCUCAACCAACCUAGGUUCCGUCAAGCACAAUCCUCUUUCACCGGCGGCCCUUAAUCUCCGCCACUCGAGCAAUAUCCUUCCCCAAUACCGGAGUCUCCGGACCCUGCCUCGGAAUGGCGGCGGAAGGGUCACGGCGUGUCUUAACUUGGAAACGCGAGCACCGGAUGCUGAGACGGCGAAGUUCGUCGCCGGAGAAAAGAGUCGGACGAUCAUGGACGAGUCUGCUAGGUUCCUGGUGGGGACUUAUGCCAGAGCUCCCUUAGUCCUGUCCAGUGGCAAAGGCUGUAAAUUGAAGGAUGUUGAAGGGCGGGAGUACUUGGAUUUGACCUCCGGGAUCGCCGUCAAUGCCCUUGGCCAUGCCGAUCCCGAUUGGCUCCGGGCGGUUACUGAGCAGGCUGGCACCCUAACUCACGUCAGCAAUUUGUAUCAUUCACUUCCGCAGGUUGAACUGGCAAAACGCCUUGUUCGUCUCUCUUUCGCUGACAGUGUUUUCUUCUCGAAUUCUGGAACCGAAGCAAAUGAAGCUGCGAUUAAAUUUGCCAGGAAGUUCCAGAGAUAUUCACAUCCCGCCAAGGACGACAUCCCUCCCGUGGAGUUUAUCGCAUUCUCCAAUUGCUUCCAUGGGAGGACUAUGGGUGCUGUUGCUUUGACGAGCAAAGAGCAUUACAGAUUGCCAUUUGAGCCUGUUAUGCCAGGAGUUACUUUCUUAGAGUAUGGCAAUAUUCAGGCAGCAACCGAACUGAUUCAGAGUGGGAGAAUUGCUGCAGUUUUUGUGGAGCCUAUCCAGGGAGAAGGGGGCAUAUAUAGUGCUACGAAGGAGUUUUUACAAGCCCUGCGUACUUCUUGUGAUAGUGCUGGUUCACUUCUUGUGUUUGAUGAGGUUCAAUGCGGCUUAGGACGAAGUGGGCAUCUCUGGGCUCACGAGUCUUACGGCAUAUACCCAGAUAUAAUGACACUAGCCAAGCCUCUUGCUGGAGGUCUACCUAUAGGAGCCGUGUUGGUGACCGAAAAAGUAGCCGCGGCAAUAAACUACGGAGACCACGGUAGCACUUUUGCCGGUGGGCCCCUGAUAUGCCAUGCUGCAGUUACUGUGCUGGACAAGAUUUCAAAACCAGAAUUCCUGGCUGGCGUCUCUGAUAAAGGAGACUAUUUCAAAAAGUUGCUUGUCAAGAAGUUGGGAGGAAACUCACACGUGAAGGAGGUUAGAGGGGUGGGGCUUAUUAUCGGAGUUGAACUUGAUGUGGCGGCGGCCCCGCUUGUGGAGGCGUGUCAGCAUUCUGGUCUGCUUGUUUUGACGGCAGGGAAAGGGAAUGUUGUGAGGCUUGUGCCUCCUUUGACCAUCUCAAAGGAAGAAUUAGAGCAUGCAACUGACAUUUUAGCUACCUCUUUGCCUGCAUUGGACAAGUUCAACUAAGUUUAUUUGUAGCAUACUUAUUAUACGGAUUACGAAGUAUAUAAAAGCAAUUUGUGUCCGUUUCAUCAAACAAUUUCUAUAUAUGUAACCUGUUUUUGUAAUAAGGCUCUCCUUCAAUAGUAGAGCCAUUUGGGUAAAACUUGUUGACAUACACAAAGCUGAAGUUGAAGUUCUAAAGAUAUGACAGUGUGUGCAACUCUGCAAAAUGAAUUUUAGUGGAGAGAUAAAGAGCCCGUUUGGUAGCAUGAAAAUUGGCUGUUUUGGCUGUUUCUACUGAAUUUUCUGAAGUUCUGGC
Cuscuta epithymum is the source of this 4281-nucleotide messenger RNA. The record is from the annotation of a GenBank genome assembly. NCBI's taxonomy places the organism in Eukaryota, Viridiplantae, Streptophyta, Magnoliopsida, Solanales, Convolvulaceae.